This is a messenger RNA of Alexandromys fortis (reed vole), 3293 nucleotides long. Its product is annotated as complement factor H-related protein 2-like. The transcript is spliced from 5 exons. The record is from RefSeq and is a predicted model, not a curated record. Gene Ontology annotation, biological process: complement activation. Bases 76 to 921 code for a protein of 281 amino acids. Lineage: Eukaryota; Metazoa; Chordata; Mammalia; Rodentia; Cricetidae. Gene Ontology annotation, molecular function: complement component C3b binding.
AAUGCACUGAAAAUGAAAGUCAUGUACAGAGUCCCCAGAACUCCACCACUGCUGGAGUGCUUUACGUUUUAGACGAUGGGGUGGUCUAGUGUGUUGCUCUUAGCCAGUGCCUAUCUAACCUUGCAUCUUUCUACAGCCGAAGGAGAAGAGAGAUUUUGUGAUUUUCCAAAAAUAAGCCACGGAAUAUUAUAUGAUGCAAAGAAAUAUGACCCACUGUCCCCUGUUCCUAGUGGGAAGGUUUUAUACUACUCUUGUGAAUAUAAUUUUGUGUCUCCUUCAAAUUCCUUCUGGAAUCUCAUAACAUGCACAGAAGAAGGAUGGUCACCAACACCAAAGUGUCUCAGGCUAUGUUUCUUUCCUUUUGUGGAAAAUGGUAAUUCUACAUCUUCAGGACUAACACACUUACAAGGUGAUACUGUACAAGUCGUUUGCAAUCCAGGCUACAGCCUUCAAAAUAAUCAGAGCAGCAUGGCCUGCACUGAAGAGGGCUGGUCCGUUCCUCCCAAAUGCAUUUCCACCAAUUCAACAUGGAAAUGUGGGCCGCCUCCAUCUAUUGACAAUGGAGACAUCACCUCCUUCCCUUUACCAGAAUACCCACCAUUAUCAUCAAUUGAAUAUCAGUGCAAGUCCUUCAAUAAAAUGCAGGGCAACAACAAAAUAACAUGUAGAAAUGGAGAAUGGUCAGAGCCACCAAAAUGUUUAAAUGCUUGUAUAGUAUCAGAAGAAAUUAUGAGAAAACACAAUAUAAGUCCCAAAUGGACAGAAAUUCGAAAGAUUUAUAUGCAAUCAGGGGACUAUAUAGAAUUUAUAUGUAAACGUGGAUAUAAAAAGGCAAAUACGUCACCUUCAUUCCGUACAAUGUGCAUUGAUGGUUACAUCAAUUAUCCCAGUUGUACAAAAGUUAGCUUAGUGUAUGAAUGAACCUUUGUUUAGAAAUAUGCAUGCAUAUUACUAACACAGUUUCAAUUUAUGCUUGAAGUAUUUCUUCUCUUAAGUAUAAACUUAAUUAAUUUGGAGCCUGAGAUAUGAUUGUUACAAAUGCAAAAAAAGUGCAUUCAAAAUAUCUAAACCAGAGCGUGGCAAGUCCUAGCACAAUAAACAAUGACAAGAAAAUGCAAUCACUUCAGGGUCUGUUUUGAUCCACCACUUUUCAGUUCUCCAAUUUUCUUCAAUACUUUUAACCUAAUUCUCUGAUCCAAAGUUAACUGAACCCAUAUUGUCCCAGUCUCCAAAUUAGUAUUAUUUCACAAAUAUAUAACAACCAAACUGUCAUACUUAACAUUGAUAAUUAAUAUAAAUAAUGCUACAUAAUAUUUUAUGCUAAAAAACAGAUCUAAAAGUAUCUUUAUUAUUUCCUGAGCAUAUUAAUUUCUCAAUUUAAAUAUUCAAUAGUUACACAAAAUAAUUAAAAUUUACUGUGUAUCUGAUUUCGUAGCUAUCAUAAUGACAAUAUUAAAAGCUAUAUUUAUUCUGAACAGGCAAUAAGCACAUAUAUACUUGUACCCAAAGUAAUAGAAAAGGAAAUUAACAAUAAAUACAAUAAAAUUUAUUUAAAAACUAUAUUUAUCUUUAGAGGUAAUAGGUUAAAGGUUUCUAUUUGAUAUCUUUAAGACAAUUUCUAGUUUACAGUACCAAACAUAACUUGUAUGCCUUAUGACAGUGAAAAAGUGAUAUAUAUUCAGCAACUGAUGCUGCAGUCUUAUAUUUUUAUUUCUGGGUUAUAAAUAUGUAACAUGAUACUGCAAAAAUGAGUGGCAGUAAUGCACCAUAGCUCCUGUUUGACCAAUGAAAACAAGCAACAUUUCAAAAGCCCUGUGUUUCUAACUCUGAUUAAUGAAACAUUAGUAUGUAAAAUGAAUUUUAAACAUUGUUUUCAGUGUACUAUGGCUAGUAAGAUAUAACUCUUGUAUAAACUGAGGAAUAUAGAUGUUUAUCUUUAUUUUUCUAUAUCUCUACCAUUAAUACAAUCAGUUUAAAACCAUACCAAUAAGUUACUUAAGAUCAGAAUUUCAAAAAGGUUCACUAAUAUCUGGGAGAACUAUAAAGAUGUCAGUGAUGAUUUUAAUAACAAAUAGCAGUUCACUGAUUGAUGGUUCAGAAUAUUCUAUCUGGCACUUCAGCAUGUAAUUCUGGGAAUUUCAAAUACAUAAUUUAAGGUGAUCUUUUUCACUCAUCUUAAACAGCCUUCCUUUAAUUACUUUAGGCAAAAAAAAAAGGUCUAACCUUUCAAAAUGUUGAAAUCUAAAAGAUAAACAGAGCAGGUUUCUUGUAUAUCAUAUAUUAUUAGACAGUGGACAUACUGCUGAAAUGCCAAGAAAAUGCUUAACUAUUACUAGUUUAAAAUAAUUUUUAAAAUAAUCGUAUUUAACUUUAACACUUGUGAAGGCAGUUGUCUGCCAGUACCACUGUAACAAGUGGCUGUAAACUGGAUGUGCUGCCUUAAAAGGCACUCAUGUCAGAAAGUUGUACAGAACGGCAUAUCUAAGAUGAUGGCAUAAAAUUUAGUAACUGCCCAUGACGUUUUUUUCUUAAGUAGGUGCCACUGCAUGGCAGCAUUUGGCAAGGAAGUGCUCUGCAGUGUCUUUUUAAUGAAACUAACUCCAUUAGUGAGGAAAGGCUUCUGGACACAAUUACCUGGAAAACCCCACUAUGGUAUCAUUAUGAAGAUGAUGUGGAAGCAACAUGUAUUGUUUGGGAGACACCACAUUAAGACUAUAGCAAAUGAAUGAUAAAGACAUUCCAUGAAAACAGGAGCCAAAACCACAGCAGGAUGGUUAUUCACAUCAGAGAAAAUAGAACAUAAAACAAAAACUAAAAGGGAAAAAUUAAGAUCAUUGUAAAAUGAUAAAAUAAAUUUACUAAAUAUAUAUAUACAUAAAUUAGAUAUUGUGUAACGUAUUUAAUAUGUGAAACAUUGUUGGGUCCCUAGAGGACAGGCCUUCGCACCCCCACUUGGUGUGUUUUGCACUCUUGAGGUUGGUUGAAAACAGGAACAAAAACAGGAACAAUCUGUUGUUUUCAGCAAUGUUUCUAAGGAUGUUUACCUCUAAGCCAUUGAGUUAUGGUGAUGAGCUUUCUGCUAUUGCUGAUUUGGCCUCCCCUGCUGAGGGCUAUAUAUACUUGUGAGAAAGUGGACUAAAAGGCUAGUCUGCAGAACCUGAAGUUGUGUUGCGUGUUAAUCCUGAUGUCCCUUGCUCAGAAAAACGACAGUUGCCAUGCUGGCGCGGCAAAACAUAUUUAUAAAUCUGAAGAAGAAAUUCAUUUAAGUGAAUAAACAAUUGAGUUUUUCCAUA